Molecule: messenger RNA, 448 nt
Organism: Loa loa (African eye worm)
Lineage: Eukaryota; Metazoa; Nematoda; Chromadorea; Rhabditida; Onchocercidae
Exons: 1
Source: RefSeq, a predicted model, not a curated record
ACGGUGAAGUACCAAUUGUUAAUCGGUAUAUGGGCACUGCCGAAACAAUCAACCAUCCGUAAAAGAAAGCUCUAUAUAUACUUUGCCUACAAACAUUUACGAAAUCAAGAUAUUCAGAUGGUACCUUUACAAUACCACACAAACAUGCACACCCAUGUACAUAUAUACACAAACGCACACAAAUACACACAGAAACAGACACACACACAUACACAUGCAUGCAUAUGCACACACACACACACGCACACACACACACAUACACACACACACAUGCACACACACAUACACACACACAUACGCACACACAUACACACACACACAUAAAUACACGUACACACAAUCUCGGCACGACCACCGUGAACUCUUUCUGCAACGGACACCGUCCUGCAUAAUUUUGCACUUCUGAUAAAGGCCGGACAGUUAACUAGGAAAUGUACGGUGGCCUAGA